AGCAGCUGACACAGGAUGAUGAUGCCGACGAGGUCGAGGUUGCCAUUGACAACACGGCUUUCAUGGAUGAGUUCUUUUCUGAGAUCGAGGAGACUCGGCUCAACAUAGACAAGAUCUCAGAGCACGUGGAGGAGGCUAAGAAACUCUACAGUAUCAUCCUGUCCGCACCGAUUCCUGAGCCAAAAACCAAGGACGACUUAGAGCAGCUCACGACCGAGAUCAAGAAAAGAGCCAACAACGUCCGGAACAAACUGAAGAGUAUGGAGAGGCACAUUGAAGAAGAUGACGUGCGGUCGUCGGCAGACCUUCGGAUUCGGAAAUCCCAGCACUCCGUCCUGUCCCGGAAGUUUGUGGAGGUGAUGACCAAAUACAACGAGGCUCAGGUGGACUUCCGUGAACGCAGCAAAGGGCGAAUCCAGCGGCAGCUUGAAAUCACCGGCAAAAAGACCACAGAUGAGGAGUUGGAGGAGAUGUUGGAGAGUGGGAACCCCGCCAUCUUCACUUCUGGGAUCAUCGACUCUCAGAUUUCGAAGCAAGCCCUCAGCGAGAUCGAGGGGCGGCACAAGGACAUCGUGAGGCUGGAGAGCAGCAUCAAGGAGCUGCAUGACAUGUUCGUGGACAUCGCCAUGCUGGUGGAGAAUCAGGGAGAGAUGCUAGAUAACAUAGAGCUGAAUGUCAUGCACACAGUGGACCAUGUGGAGAAGGCACGGGAAGAAACUAAAAGAGCCGUGAAGUACCAGGGUCAGGCCCGGAAGAAAUUGAUAAUUAUCAUUGUGCUAGUAGUUGUGUUGCUGGGCAUUUUAGCGUUGAUUAUUGGACUUUCCGUUGGGCUGAAAUAACAGUGGCCUGAGUGGCUGCUGCACUGAAAUGUUUGUGACCGAGUCUGAAUGUUGCUCUCCACCAUCAUCCUGUGCACUGAUCAGCUCCUCCUUCCCCUGCCUCUCUUAGAACCCGAUUUCACUCCAGCCUGGUGUGGCCACCCUUGUCUUCAGACGGGAAUGGAGUUUGAAUGGCCUUCCUGAGAGAGUGGGACCUGUCCCCUUGUCUCCUUGUAACCUUCCUUGGACCUG
Messenger RNA from Herpailurus yagouaroundi (jaguarundi), 1070 nucleotides. It is a transcript of the gene STX3, whose product is annotated as syntaxin 3. The transcript is spliced from 10 exons. Gene Ontology annotation, biological process: intracellular protein transport; exocytic insertion of neurotransmitter receptor to postsynaptic membrane; vesicle fusion. Gene Ontology annotation, molecular function: SNARE binding; SNAP receptor activity. Lineage: Eukaryota; Metazoa; Chordata; Mammalia; Carnivora; Felidae. Gene Ontology annotation, cellular component: endomembrane system; SNARE complex; postsynapse. Bases 63 to 839 code for a protein of 258 amino acids. The record is from RefSeq and is a predicted model, not a curated record.